CCCGGCUCCCCACAUCCGGGUUCCUGUCAACCGCCGCCGCGCCGCCGCCCGCUCCGCGUUUCGGGGAGGCGGCGGGGCGGGGAAGGGAGGAGGCGGCGAAGAUGGCGGCGGUGGGGAGAGCCGGUUCCUUCGGUUCCUCCUCGGCAUCCGGCGCCGCGAACAACGCCGGCGCUGAGCUGCGGGCGGGCGGCGAGGAGGACGACGGGCAGAACCUCUGGUCCUGCAUCCUCAGCGAGGUGUCCACGCGCUCCCGCUCCAAGCUGCCCUCGGGGAAGAGCGUCCUGCUGCUGGGUGAAGAUGGAGCAGGUAAAACUAGCUUAAUAGGAAAAAUUCAAGGAAUCGAGGAAUACAAAAAAGGAAGAGGCAUGGAGUAUUUGUAUUUAAACGUGCAUGAUGAAGAUCGAGAUGACCAAACAAGAUGCAAUGUACGGAUUUUGGAUGGUGACCUGUAUCACAAGGGUCUCCUUAAAUUUGCAAUGGAGUCAAACUCACUAAAGGACACUCUAGUUAUGUUGGUAGUAGACAUGUCCAGGCCUUGGACUGCAAUGGAUUCUUUACAAAAAUGGGCAAGUGUUGUAAGAGAACACAUUGACAAGUUAAAAAUUCCUCCUGAAGAAAUGAAAGAAAUGGAACAAAAAUUGGUAAGAGACUUCCAGGAAUAUGUAGAACCAGGCGAGGAUUUUCCAGCUUCUCCACAGAGAAGAAACACUUCAUUACAGGAAGACAAAGAUGACAGUGUGAUUUUACCCCUGGGUGCAGAUACACUAACAUGUAACUUAGGCAUUCCAGUAGUAGUAGUUUGUACAAAGUGCGAUGCCAUCGGUGUUCUGGAAAAAGAGCAUGACUACAGAGAUGAACACUUCGACUUCAUUCAGUCACAUAUCAGACGGUUUUGCUUACAGUAUGGGGCCGCGCUUAUUUACACCUCGGUAAAGGAGAACAAAAACAUUGAUUUAGUCUAUAAAUAUAUAGUCCAGAAGUUGUACGGGUUUCCUUUCAACGUUCCAGCUGUUGUUGUGGAAAAAGAUGCAGUAUUUAUUCCUGCAGGUUGGGAUAAUGACAAGAAGAUUGGCAUCUUGCAUGAGAACUUUCAAACACUAAAAGCAGAAGACAGUUUUGAAGACACCAUAAGAAAACCGCCGGUCAGAAAGUUUGUUCAUGAGAAAGAAAUUGUUGCAGAAGAUGACCAAGUGUUUCUCAUGAAGCAGCAGUCUCAAUUGGCGAAACAGCCUCCUACUGCUGCAGGAAGGCCAGUGGAUGCCUCACCGAGAGUUCCUGGAGGAUCUCCUAGGACACCAAAUAGAUCUGUAACAUCCAAUGUUGCCAGUGUUACACCUAUCCCUGCUGGAUCCAAAAAAAUUGAUCCCAACAUGAAAGCAGGAGCUACCAGUGAGGGAGUCCUGGCAAACUUCUUCAAUAGUCUGUUGAGUAAGAAAACUGGUUCCCCUGGUGGCCCUGGUGGUGUUGGUGGCAGUCCCGGAGGUGGCAGCACAGGAGGUACUGGCAGCAAUCUACCACCAUCAGCAAAAAAGUCAGGUCAGAAGCCAGUUUUAACAGAUGUUCAGGCAGAACUGGACAGAAUUUCACGAAAACCUGAAAUGGUUUCUCCUACAUCACCUACGUCUCCCACAGAAGGUGAAGCAUCUUGAAGACACCAAAUAAAACCAAUUAUUCAGUUUUCUGGGGUAAUUCAAACUUGCCUCUGCCUCUUCCUUCAGUGACUGGAACAAAAGAACUGAAACGUCGUUUCAGAACACAAACAGUUUGUCUUUCUUUCAUGUGUUGCCCAACUUUACAAAAGGGAGCUGUACAGGUGAAAAAUGGUAUCACAUCAUGUAGGACUACUGUUCACAGUGCAAGAAUAGUAGAUAAAUUUCUGGGUUUUGUUGAUAAGUCAGUGUAAUUCUGUGAAACUGACAAUUAUGUCCACUUACAGAUAAAGGUUGCUUAGAGCAGGAAGCUGAUGCACACCACAGGCACUUAAUUUAUAUUGAUUUCCCAACUUAUUAGUUGAUUUUAAUACCCUCUUAAGUAGAGCGUAAACUUCUAAAGGAGAGAACUACUACUGGUUGUUGGAAAAUAAAAUCACUUGCACAAAACUGUAAUGACAAACUCCAAGUAUACUUGAAUGCUUGAUUUGGAGCAUGUUUGCAAAUCUGUUUGUUUGAAAUGCCCUGAGAUCUAUAUUGCAUUCAAAAACCCAUGCAAAAAUUUCAUUCCAGACUAAGAUCUUAAAUUAGUGGCCAGUUUUUUCGUUGUUUUCUUUGAUUAAUUUCAGACACUGAAUAAAAGAUGUAUAAAGAAAAAGCAGAGGUUAAAUGUACAGAUUAUCAGUAUCCAGAUUUGUCUAUAUAUAUAUGGCUCAGCCUUAAUGUCCCCCACUAUGUUUCCCAUAUUAAUUAUGGUUUAAGAUUGGUCAUCAAAACUGUAAUCAGUUAAUAAAGUGUUCUCUGCAUUCAAAUUUAAGUAACUUUCA
This is a messenger RNA of Lagopus muta (rock ptarmigan), 2476 nucleotides long. RefSeq names its product dynein cytoplasmic 1 light intermediate chain 1 (gene DYNC1LI1). NCBI's taxonomy places the organism in Eukaryota, Metazoa, Chordata, Aves, Galliformes, Phasianidae. Gene Ontology annotation, biological process: microtubule-based movement; microtubule cytoskeleton organization. The transcript is spliced from 13 exons. The coding region runs from base 102 to 1649 and encodes 515 amino acids. The record is from RefSeq and is a predicted model, not a curated record. Gene Ontology annotation, molecular function: dynein heavy chain binding. Gene Ontology annotation, cellular component: centrosome; cytoplasmic dynein complex.